AUGGCAGACAAAGAUUGUGUUGAACACUUACUUGGUUUGGCCCCGAAACCCACUCCGACCUUAUUGCCAAGAACCACACAGACUGCUGCACAAGCUGGAACAACUCCAGCCAUUCCCGCGACAACUACAGGGUUGAAUCAAACCGACCAGGAAGCAUUGAAUGCCUGGCUAAAGAAAGAGUUCUGCGCACGAAACAUAUUAGGCCAAACAAUACCUGAUUCUACGCUGCGCAAAGUCUUACAUAAAGACACUGUCGCCGAAAUGUGGCAGCUGAUCGUUCAAGAGAACGAAAACAAGACCAAAUUAGUCCAGGCCGAACUGAGAGAUUGGUUAGCUGCGCUACAAUGCCCAGAAAAAGGCAAUAUGCGCACCCAUAUUGACAAGCUCAGAGACAUGUGGGAGCAGCUGAGUGCUGCCGGGGUACACUUUAGCGACAAAGAGAAAUUGUCAAGGGUUUCGGUUGAGGAGUAA
This is a messenger RNA of Serpula lacrymans var. lacrymans S7.9, 471 nucleotides long. RefSeq lists its product as uncharacterized. NCBI's taxonomy places the organism in Eukaryota, Fungi, Basidiomycota, Agaricomycetes, Boletales, Serpulaceae. The coding region runs from base 1 to 471 and encodes 156 amino acids. The record is from RefSeq and is a predicted model, not a curated record. The transcript has a single exon.